Orbicella faveolata is the source of this 1438-nucleotide messenger RNA. RefSeq lists its product as uncharacterized. The record is from RefSeq and is a predicted model, not a curated record. Lineage: Eukaryota; Metazoa; Cnidaria; Anthozoa; Scleractinia; Merulinidae.
GCCAAAAGGGUUCAAAGGCUCUCUUUUACUACUAAACUUAAAGGUCUUACAAGUUGUGGUUUAGAUGGAUAGUUACACUGCACGCAUAACUUGAAUGCUACUCGGCCUGUUAGCUGCUUUUUCUCAAUGUAAUUGUGAAGGAAAUGCUAUUUCUGACGCAGACUACAAAACACUGGUGUCCCUGUGCAUCGCUAUAAUACUCCUGUUUAGCGCCUGGCUAGUUAUUCUCGUUGAGGUCUUAAUUUAUUCCUGCCGUCACCACUUAAGGAAAAACAGAAAUGUCGUGAGCCAUGCAGACCAGCUAGAUGCGUCAGAGAUGACUCAGUGGGACUCGGCACCAGAGGCCGUUCUGGUGCAAUCGCACAAGAUGCCAGUUUUGACAGGAUGCAAUAAGUCCAUCCAGACUGAGUUCCUUCUGAAUAAGGCCCUAGUGGCGCCAGAGAGACCCUCGCACCGCCUUCCUCCCAUCAACAUAUUUGAAAAUUCAGACGUUCAGUAAUUUGUUGAGUUCUAAAUAAUUCAAAAAUCAAUACAGUUAGAGCCGACAAGCUCCGUUUUAUGCAAAUCCUCGUUCAGCUUUCGUGAAGAUUCUGAUUUUGAUUAUCCAAUCAAAGAAUAACGCGAUUACUUAAGUGCACACCGAACGUUCUCACGCUAGUAUGGCGAAAUCAUUUUUGGUAACGUCGAGCCGGUUCAGCCAGGGCUACGAGACCAAUAUGCCAUAUUCGUAUUCUCGGUAUUGGACUGGCACUAGCUUGCGAUGAAGGCUUCUGCCGGGAAUAUCAUUAAAAAAAAGAUCAAGACCCCCGCAUUAGCCUCAGUUGCAAGCUAGUCCCAGUCCAAUACCGAGAAAGCGAAUAUGGUUUAUUCCCUGUCUAUCGCCAUCAUCUGGUUCUUGUUUCCUCGACCGAAUCCGACUGCUACCCAUUCCCCUAUUUAUACAUUUUUGGGGGAGAGAGGAUUGUAUAGCGGCUCUCAGUUUCGCUUCCAAUCUUUUGUCACUUCAAAAACACAUAAAUAAAUAGACGACUCAGCGACCCAAUACGAACAAAAGGUGGCUCUAGAAGACAGACGAUUUCACGGGCUAGAUUCUUGGACUCGGAUAUUCACUACUUCAACGCCGGUUUCCCUCCCGAAAAUGCGCAAUUGUGAAUCUCUACCUAAAACUGUUUGAUUACAGCACCCGCAGGCAUUCUAUAAACGUAUGGAUGUCACUUCUAGCUAGAACUUUUACCUAAAUUCCCUAUGUUAAAAUCUGAUGAUGUUCCAUCAUGUCGCGCAUCAAACAAUGUUCACAUAUGGGACGACAGCGACGAGUCAAUUUUUCUCUUUCACUUGAUUUCCGGAGGUACACCCGGAAGCCAAGUCGCAGAGAGGAGAAAGUUGGGAGACCGGUCUAAAGCAGUUAACACAGAGUUUUGUUUUAUAACUUUUUUUU